AAUCCUUUUAACUCCCCUCCCUAUCAUCUGCAGGACACUUAUUUGUUUCAUAUGUACUAUAAUUUCUAAAUCUCUGACAUUAAUGACAUUAUAAGAUUAAGAAGUUUCUUAGAGUUGAUUCAAUAGAAAAUAUUCCAAAAACCUGACAUGUUUUCUUCCUAAUUUCCAAUGAAAAGUUUGACACAAUCUUGAUGCUUCAGCGGCUUAAAAUAAGAUCAAAUCUGAUGUUCAGUUUUUGAAUUAAUAAUGAUAAAAGCUGAGUUUUAUUUUUCAUUUUUUUCGAAGAAGAAAAAGUACUUUUUUAAUACUAAAUCUUUCAAAACUGAAUGGUGUAUCAAAAUGACCGGAGGUUAUGAAAACACUGGCUCUUCUUUAGAAAAAACUUGCAUGUAAAUGAUCAGUUUUUAACAAGUCACAGGAUGUGUUUUAAAAUAUUAUGUGGAGCUGCAGUGAAGUUAUUUAUUUGCUUAAUAGGGCAGGGUCAUGGUUGCUCAUGAUUAAAUCAGCAGAAAUAAGUUUGAGCUUGUUUGUGGCUUGGGUUCUCUAAAGUUCCAUGACAUUUAUUAGUGUUCAUCCCCCCUCCUCCCCCAGGCCAUGGGGGUCUUAACCAACUAGGUGGAAUGUUUGUUAAUGGUCGCCCGCUUCCGGAGGUUAUCCGGCAACGCAUCGUGGACAUGGCACACCAGGGGGUUCGACCCUGCGACAUAUCUCGGCAGCUCCGGGUCAGCCACGGCUGCGUCAGCAAGAUCCUGGGACGGUAUUAUGAGACAGGAAGCAUCAAACCAGGGGUAAUUGGUGGCUCCAAGCCUAAGGUGGCCACCCCAAAGGUUGUGGAGAAGAUUGCAGAGUACAAGAGACAGAAUCCCACCAUGUUUGCCUGGGAAAUCAGAGAUCGACUGCUGGCAGAAGGGGUGUGUGACAGCGACACGGUGCCCAGUGUGAGCUCCAUUAAUAGAAUAAUUCGAACUAAAGUCCAACAGCCCUUUAAUCUCCCUCUGGAUGGGAAUGGUCUGAGUCCAGGACAUACCUUAAUUCCGAGCUCUGCUGUCACCCCACCAGAGUCCCCUCAGUCAGACUCUUUGGGCUCCACCUACUCCAUUAACGGCUUGUUAGGAAUCCCCCCACCAAACACCGACGGCAAGAGGAGCCAUGAUGACAGUGACCAGGAUAGCUGUCGGCACAGCGUGGACUCCCAGGGCAGUGCAGGCGUCCCAAGAAAACAGAUGAGAGUUGAACACUUCUCCACAGCUGCACAACAUCUGGACUGUGGGUUUGAUCGUCACCACUACCCACCGGAUUCCUUUAGCUCCACCUCGGUCAACAAAGCAGAACAGACUUUGUACCCACUGUCGCUCAUCAAUGGAAACCUAGAUGAGGCCAAGACCAGCCUCUCAACAAGCAGCUCUGUCAUUGGACGGAAUCUGUCAGCACACCCAAGCUACACUGUAGUAACUGAGCCAAUCCAGACCCUGCCGCUCUGUCUAAAGCAGGAAAUGUCCCCUGAAGUUACCAGUACGAGCCCGUCACCAAACAUGGCGGCGUCCACCCUGGCGUAUGUGGAGCUGCAGGCGCUGCAGAAACCUGUUUCUGUUGGCAGCAGCUGCAAUGGCAACAACAGCAGCAGCUCCAACCCUUAUUCCAAUGCUUUCAACUCAUUUUCCCAUCAUGCACCAAUGUAUGGACAGUUCAGCAGUCAGUCUAUCAUCUCAGGGCGGGACAUGGUGAGCUCCACCCUGCCAGGCUACCCACCCCACAUCCCCUCUCCGGCCCAGACAGGUUACUCCUCCUCAGCUAUCACAGGAAUGGUCGCAGCAGGUGCAGACUACCCAGGUCAGUCCUACAGCCAUUCGCCCUACACCUCCUACAGCGAAGCAUGGAGGUUCACAAACUCCAGUAUAUUGGGCUCGCCCUACUAUUACAGUUCGGCCUCCCGUACCGGCCCCCCCUCUGCAGCUGCCUAUGACCACCUCUAGUCCCAUACAGUGGCAGAUUUAAGACAUUUUGAACACGGACUGAAAAACAUGUGCUGGCAGAUGUAAUGUCGGACCAAGGCAUGGAAGUCAAAACUGGAAGUUUUGCUGGAGAAAAUUUAUUUUUUCUCACAUCCUUUUAUGGUCCACAACUUUUUAUUGCAUUUAUUCAUCAUGACUAAUGCUAACAUACAGGGUGACUGAUUCAUGUUUACACACCUUUUCUGGGCCUGUUUUCUGUUUGAUUGUGUAUUCCUUUCUGUUGAAAUCUCUUUAAAGCUGUUUUUUGCCAAAGACUUUUCUUUUCUGGCACAUGUACAACUCACCUCCACAGAUCAAGCUUAUUGCUUGGAGAUAUACAACAUCUGUUAACCUAACUAUGCUCUAUUUGUUUACAUUGUGGAUGUGUUUUUUUCUUUUUCAAACUUGAAAAGUUAAAACUUGUAAUAAGAAAUUAAUUCAUAAAGUUUGGCUGUAUCCCUGCAUGGAACAGCAGUCUGAAUCAGAAAUGCCCACUUUUAUGAUGCACAGUGCCCAUCAUAGAAAAUUCAAAUAUCUGUCCAGCAAUGUGUACAUAGUGUAAAUGAUUAAUUACUUAUGGGGAGAUGAUUUCACUAUGAGAAUUAAUGAUGAUCUGCAAGGGAGGUCAACAAAAAGGCUGGAAAUACAUACAUUGUUUUUGCUUUGAAUGAAUUUGAGUUUGUAGUCAUGCCGAUGUUCUGAUGUUUGGUAAAAAUGGUGACUAUUUUUUCUUAUACUGUUAUUAAUAUUAUUGCAGAUGUAAAUAUGGAAUUUCUAAAGAAAUAUUUUAAUUAAAAGCAUGACGAACUGCA
Molecule: messenger RNA, 2803 nt
Organism: Cyprinodon tularosa
Lineage: Eukaryota; Metazoa; Chordata; Actinopteri; Cyprinodontiformes; Cyprinodontidae
Gene: pax8
Product: paired box 8
Exons: 10
Coding region: 621-1973 (450 amino acids)
Biological process (GO): regulation of transcription by RNA polymerase II; anatomical structure development
Molecular function (GO): DNA-binding transcription factor activity, RNA polymerase II-specific; RNA polymerase II cis-regulatory region sequence-specific DNA binding
Source: RefSeq, a predicted model, not a curated record